Phycodurus eques (leafy seadragon) is the source of this 2936-nucleotide messenger RNA. It is a transcript of the gene il7r, whose product is annotated as interleukin 7 receptor. Lineage: Eukaryota; Metazoa; Chordata; Actinopteri; Syngnathiformes; Syngnathidae. Gene Ontology annotation, biological process: cytokine-mediated signaling pathway; positive regulation of receptor signaling pathway via JAK-STAT; hemopoiesis. Gene Ontology annotation, molecular function: cytokine receptor activity; protein binding. Gene Ontology annotation, cellular component: membrane; external side of plasma membrane. The record is from RefSeq and is a predicted model, not a curated record. The transcript has 8 exons. Bases 17 to 1285 code for a protein of 422 amino acids.
AGAGACAUCAGACGAGAUGCUCCUUGGUCGCUGGAUGGUCGAGGCGGCGCCGCCGCCGCCGCUGCCGUUGUUGUUGUUGCCGAUGCUGCCGAUGCUGUUGCUGCUGCUGCUGCCAGCGGCUUGUCUGGCCCAGAGUGGAGAGGGCGACCCCGACCUGGAGGCCAGAAUCAGCUGCUUCUCUCACAUCACCACAGCAGAAUGCAGUUUCACCUGCAAACUGACCGGCAGCAGGAGCGAGGAUGACGAAGACGAGGAUGACGGCGUGGAGUCGAUGACUGUCUGUUUCACCAAGGCGUUAGAGAAAAAAUUACGAUGCCUGAGAGUGUCGGGAGAUUCGGUCACCUCUGCCGACCUGCGGCCCCUGGCUCGUCUCAACCUGACCAUCCGCAUGAAGAGGGGGGCCACCGUCAGAAAAACACUCCAACUGAAGAAAAUCGUUAAACCUCGAAGUCCUGAAGUGUGGAAUGUGACCGUGAAGCAUGAGUCAAAUCAGGCUGUGUUCCACAUUCGGACUCCUUACCAGAACGACUAUCUGAAAGUUGAAAAUCAGCUUUUUCAGCUGCUUAUUUGGAACUCUCGCAAGAAGAUGGUUCUAAAUGUGUCGGCAUCAGAUAGGAUGGCCAUCGACAAGGAUCACCUCCAGAAAAACUUGAAAUAUCAGGUCAAAGUGAGAGCAAUACCGCUCAUUUCUCAGGGAGGGAGCUGGAGCGAAUGGAGCAAGGCCUUGACUUUCUCCAUUUCGGAUGUCCAGGCACAAAAUCGAGAGAGAGAGAACGUGACAAGGAAGCUGGUUGCAUGUCUCGUCUCUUUGGUGGUGCUGACUUCCAUCUUGGGGGUUUUCUGGAAAAGAAAAAUAUUUCCUUACAUGUGGCCCAACAUUCCGCAUCCUAAACCCCCACUGGUGCACAACUGCAAACCCAAUAAAGUUGCCCUUCUACUCAACUUAAAACCAGAGGAGUUCAGUGCUCUCAAAAUCUACCCGGUGAUAGAAACAGUGGACCAGGAAAGAGUUCGGGCCAUCCAACGUGCAAGCAGUGAUCUCACGCUGGCCAGUGGACCCCGUUCCACCCAAAACUCAGAUUGCAGCAUCACCACGGAAGAACUGGAGCUUUCCAUCUCGCCCAACACCAGCUGCUCGGGUGGAGACGACAGCCUUCGGAGCUCUAGUUCGCCGCUUGUGGCCAAUGGCGCACCGAGUCCCGGAGACUCGACACCGCCCGUGUUAGGAGCCUGUCAAAAGGAGGAGGAUUACGUCACCAUGUCUAGUUUCUACCAGAUCAAGUAGGACAAAGAUGGCGAAGCUAGGAUCUGUCAAACCUCCAAAUGGUAACCAAGUAAGAGGCUGGUAAGAGGAAUUGAUGCAUCAAGACCUCCACAGAUUUUUUUUUUUUUUUGGCAUCCCCAUCAGAUAUACUUUUGUUGCAUACACAACUAUGUAAUCAAUUUCUAGUUAUGCUAGUUGAACUGCAAUGCGGUCUGCAGUUUUGUGAGACAAGAAAUACCAGAUGGUGCCAUCGUUAAAUCAAUGGAAAUGGCUUUUUUUUUGGCUUUGUUUUGGCUAGAUAUACAGUGCAGGUCUUGGUGCCUAAUUCAAAUAUGGUGUUGCUUUAUAUUUACACAUCACCUGACACAACGUUGCUUGCGUAGAGUUCCAAAAAGCAUCUAAACGACUACUUGCAACUCUGUCAACAACCUUCUCAAAAAAGACUAGACCUAGACUAGUCAACAAUAACACAUAGACAAUGAUUGACUUGGCCUCGACUGACUCCGCCCCAAUCUGUUUAAAAAAAUCUGACAUGAAAUAUUGACAUUUACUGAAGAAUAAGAGCAAUAACGUCUUCUAUUAUCCUGAAAUUUGACUUCACACACACCGUAGCGAUCACGGUGGGCGAGGUUGCAGGUGAGUUGCCUUGCCCUCAUCUGGUGGUCGACCGCACGUCUUAUCCCGACUACAUUUCUCAUCAGUCAGAUUGUCAGGGGGUGGGGGGGGGGGUGGAACACAGGAAUAUGCUCUUUUCUACACCUUGACCAUGGCUGGCCAAGAUCAGAAACUGCCCGCGUGUGCCCUAAACUACACACCAGUACAGAAACCGAAGCAAAAGUGUCUGAGAGUAUGUGAUUCCAAUGCGUUAUGUUCGGCUCACAUUGUCACGAUGCGACAUAUCUGAACUCGGCCACAUCGCCAUUUUGCGUAGAUGCGGCCUGGCAAAUUUGCUCAGUCUUGGACAUAAACCAGUAGUGACGAUUACAACUUGUAGAGAUGUCAUUUGUCAAUGUGUUCCUGUUUUUUUGGGGGGGAUUUGUAUUUUUUUUUAACUAUGCAUUUCACUGAUGUGUAUAAGUGUAACUGUAGCAAGGAGAAAUGGCUUGAGGCAAUCAUAAGGGGAGGCCCUUUUGGAUUUUUGCAAAGCUGCUAUUUUCUGAAGGUAUUUCAGCACGUUUCUUCAUCCUUCAUUAUUUCUGACAGAUUGUUGUUAUUAUUCUUAUUCAUGGGACAGGAUGUGGACAUAUGGAACAGGAUGUGUUGCUGCAGAAAUCACAUUUGUUCAAAGCUGCAACUUAUACCUCAUCUUUAUGCAGCUUUAAACAUGCUUUUUGUUGUUCAAUUUGGUGAUCGCUGCUGUUGAAAUAUCCUUUGUCCAGCUGGUGUUUAUUGUGAUGAAUAUUUUCUGAGAGCUCCAUUGAAUACAUGAAAACAUGAAUAUUUUAUAUCUUUAGUUUCUUGUGUAAAUCUGCCUCUCUGUGGUUUGGAAAAGUUUUUUUUUUUUUUUUUUACUUGCUUUUCUUGAGGGAAUUAAACAUAUCAAGUUAGAACAAUAGAUAACAUCAGUGGGUGGUUAAAAUGGACGGUGUGCUUUACGAAUGGGAAGGUGUUAUUUAUGCUCGCCAUUCAGCAACUAAAAAUAAUGAAAGCAUUAAAAUGAAACAAGGAAUUC